Sebastes umbrosus (honeycomb rockfish) is the source of this 2819-nucleotide messenger RNA. Its product is annotated as cell surface A33 antigen-like. The record is from RefSeq and is a predicted model, not a curated record. The transcript is spliced from 7 exons. Lineage: Eukaryota; Metazoa; Chordata; Actinopteri; Perciformes; Sebastidae. The coding region runs from base 244 to 1542 and encodes 432 amino acids. Gene Ontology annotation, cellular component: plasma membrane.
GAUGAAGAAUGUUCCUGAACCGCAGGAGCGUCAGUGAUUGGCUGAGAGCGCCGUCAGUCAUCGUGACGCGCCGGGCGCACCCAUCGGGCGCAUCUCUCACCCUCCCAUCACCCUCACUGGUCGGCUGGCAGGUUUCGAUGCAAAUACGCAGAAGGAGGCUCCGGUUCCCUGUUUCAUUUGUACCGAAAACAACCACAAACAGAAGAAUCAGUGAGUUAGUUUCAGAAGAUCAAAGUGUUGGCAAUGGAGAGGAGGAUUUGUACCUGGACUCUGCUGUCUCUGGCGACAGUGUUGUCAGGUGUUGGUGCCGUCAAGGUGGACAUCCCGAAGGACACAUACGAGCAUGCCAGGGGUGACAACAUCACGCUGCCCUGCACCUUUACACCCAAAGCUGGUACAACACCAUCCUUCGUCCUCAUCCAAUGGUUUGCUGAGGCAGAAAAAGUUGGCGCUAAAGAGAUCCUGAUCAUCUCAUAUUUUUCUAAUACUGAAAUCACUGACAUCAAAUCAUUGUAUGAAGGCCGGGUGUCCCUGGAUGUAGAUGUUGCCAAAGGAAAGGCCAACCUGAAACUGUCCUCCAUCACACUAUUAGACAACAAGGUGUUUCAGUGUCGUGUCACGAUUCCACUAGACGAUGAGGGCAAGCCGGCCGACACUGCGCGUCUGGUGGUUCUAGUGGCUCCAUCUACACCCGUCUGUAAAAUCGAGGGAAAGGCAGAGUACGGCCAGGACAUCAAGCUGACCUGUUUGUCUGCGGAAGGCUCCCCGACACCCACUUAUAAGUGGGACAUUCAAGACGUCAUGAAAAUGCCUCGUGCUCCACAACCCAGAACCACCGACAAGGGAGGCGUCAUGUCUCUAUUCAAUAUCACCAAGGAGACAUCGGGAUACUACACCUGCACCUCGAGCAACAAGAUCCGCUCUGCUAAAUGCAACAUCACCCUCUCAGUCAUGCCACCUUCCAUGAACCUUGGCUCCACUGCAGGAAUCAUCGGUGGAGUCGUUGCCUUGUUGGUCGUAGGUCUACUCAUCCUCAUCAUCUAUUGCUGCUGCUGCCGGAAGAAGAAGAAAGAUGAUGAAUACGCCAUGGGAGCUCGUGGGGAAGAGUACACUGACAAAGAGCCGGCUGGAAAUGGUGAGAGUCGCCGCGCCGAUGGAGAAGAGGACGCCGGGGGUUAUGAAGACUCCAGUGUGAGGAGACCUACUGAACACAGCGAGUACGAGAACCGCAGGGAUAACAGCGAUCGCCGCAGUGACUACGACGACCCCCGCAGCGACUACGACGAUCGCCGCAGCGAUUACGACGACCGCCGCAGCGACUAUGAUGACCGCCGUGAGAGGCCGAGUGACCGCAAUGAGCGCUACGAUGACAACCGCCGCUACGAUGAUGACCGUCGCUACGAUGACGAGCGCCGCUACGAUGACCGCAGAGACCGCCGUAAUGAUGAUGACAACCGCGAUGAUGAGCCCUACGAUGAUCGUGAUCGUGACAGACCGCCUCUGCCAGCCAAUAAGCCACCAAGGAAGGACUAUGACGUCUAAACCUCCAACUUGUAUCAACCACCGUCUUCCAUCUUCUGCUUUGUCUCCAUUGGCUUGACUUUGCUCAAAUGGCAGCCAGUUACCUCACACUCAAGGUGUGACCUGAUUGGCUCAAACAACAUUUUUGCCUCCAUGGAUCUUGUUGUGACAUAAUUGGCUCAAAUACCACAACUAUACUAGAAUAAGAGGAUAAUGCAUAAUGUUGUUUUUCUAGAACAAUUUAGCGAGUCAAGUUGUUUGUCCAAGGGUUAGUUGAGAAAGGUCAGGGAACGUAAAAUGGCGGCCACAAAGCCCAUCUGAUCUGUUUUAAACAAAGAGUGGGCGGGGUCAACAUGUACAAACUCAGGUAUAAACACUGCCCAGGGCAAGAUCUGUAUCUUUGUUGUGUACCAAACUCACGUCACACAAAUAUUAGGAACUGGACAAACAUUUCACAGAUGCCCCAGAGAGAAAAAAACAUUUUUUUAGAGAGCUGUGUGAUCCAGAAAUUAGGAGUAUUUUGGAAUUUAUACGUUAUUUUUACAUAGUUAUUCAUAAAAACAUUUUUAAAUUUAAAUUUAAUAAAUAAAAAGGCAAAGCAUUCGGAUAGUGAUUUGGAGGUCGAACACCACGGCAAUGGUCAAAUUAGGAGUAUUUUAAGUUUUAAACUCAACAUGCAUGGCCUUGUUAUGUCUGUCUGUGGCUUCUGCCGUUGGGUGUAACUGGUGGUAGUUUUAUUUUUUUAAGGAAGCUACCUCCACACUAAAGAAAAGGGCUUCAGUUUUGUGUCAUUCUUUACGUUUCAUAGAACUAUUUCUGUUCAUUUGGUUAGUUACUGUCUAUCCUUGUGUAGAAACAGAAAUUUAGACAGUUUUAAUAUCCUAUCUAUUUUGUGCUUUCGGUUUUUUUUUUUUUACCAUAACAUUAUAGGAAAUAGAACUAGAACUUCCUCUGAUUGUUGGGAUUGGUAAUGUCAUCACAGACCUUUCAGGUUAUAGUUUUAAGAUCACAAAUGAAAAUCACGAUUUGAAUACGUCUAAGCUUUGAACAUAUGCAGUAUAUAACCUUCUUUUGCCAUGCCAACUUCAAUGUUUUUAUUUUGUUGAAUUAUUUUAUAGAGAGAUUUCUGUUGAAAUGCAAUGAAAUAUGACAAUGUACAUUACAAAUGCUAUUAUUUUAUAUCCACAAUGGUAAUGUUACCAGUUUUACUAUGGGAUUUGUGUUGUGAAACAUUGUGACAUGCAGUACAUUCAUGAAAUAUGCUGUAAAAUAAAGCUGAAAUAAAAUGAACCAAACAA